AUAAGAGCAGGAUCAGUGGGAAAAAUAUCGCAUUGUGAGUAUACUUAUUGGGACGGCUCGGAUGCUCCUGGAGAAGAGGUGAUGGGUGACGAUAGUUGGGAUGACAAGGGACGCACCAAGAUCUCUCACAUAUACGUCACUUUCGACGAAGUCAUUAUGUCUAUUCAGUUUGGUUUUUUGGAGAAUGGAGCUCUAGUCCUGUCUGAAAAGUAUGGUGCCUUCGAGGAAGGAUCCAACUUUCGUGUUUUGAGACUGAAUCAAGACGAAUAUGUAACUGGAUUGAGUGGAGUACUAGAAAAGGAUGGCGGAGGAAUCAGAAAUUUGACACUUCGCACUAACCUUGGGGAGUAUAUGAUUGGACGUUCAAGCGACAAUUAUCCAAGUGAUUCCACAAUAGAUAUUGAUCCGGCAAUAUGUGAUCGACGUGAGUUUGGUGGUUUCUUUGGGUCUUACAAUAGAUACCGUCUGACAUCGAUUGGUAUGGAGAUGUUCAAAGUCGGACCAAUUGGGUCAAAACGUGAUUAUCAUAAGAAUUUGGAGUGGGACGAGAAGGGACGCAACAUGAUCUCUAGUAUAUAUGUUGCUUUCGACAGAGAUGCCAUAAACCACAUUCAGUUUAGCUAUCGUCAGAACGGAGGUCAUGUCGUGUCUGAAAAGUAUGGUGCGUCUGAUGCCAUUAAAAGAAAGUAUGGUACGUGCAAAGGUCAAUCCCACGUAAUGGUGAGACUAAAUGACGACGAGUUUGUGACCGGCUUGAGUGCAAUAGAUUGUAAUGGGGUCACCACUUUGAAUAUUCACACUAAUCAGGGGAAACACGGACCGAUUUGUGAUAGAUUUCAAUCAGUAAUGAAUAUGGAUAAUUAUAAGAGGGAAAUUGAUGUGAAGAUACGUGAUCGUCGUGAGUUUGGUGGUUUCUUUGGGUCUUUUGAUGACUUUGGCAAUCUGACUUCCAUUGGCAUUUAUGUGCGUCCCAUUACAAGGAUCAAUGACGCAGCCCUCAGAACCAACUACAAAGUUACCGAAGUCACCGAUGACGAAGAUGACCAGAGCACUCUCUACCAAUCAUAUGGUCCUUUAACUACAAUCAACCAUAAUCGGACGCUUGACUAUCAUAUGCCUCAUGAGGUCUCCGAUGGUUAUCAUGUCAAUCCUAUCGUUCAGAAGCCCAAGUUCGAAGACAAGAUCAGUCUCUACCAAUCAUCGGAUCUUCUAGCCAGAAGCACUAACAAUCGGACACUUGAGUAUGAAAGCCCGGAGUUCCUCGAUGCUUUUCAUCAUGUCAAGCCCAUUGGUCGUAAGCCUAAACUCAAAGAUGGGAUAUUCUCCAAGUUGAGGGGCCUUUUCAGAAAUCUCUUGAACUAAUUAGUUUUUUGUGGUUUGCAUUCGUGCAAGAUCUCCAUUGGUAUGUUUUUGAGUCCCACCCACCAAGCAACUUGGCAGUGUUCAACAGUAGCCUAGUUCAAGUUGCUGUUGAUUUUUUAUCUUAAAUAAAGUAGCUUUAGUUUC
Molecule: messenger RNA, 1506 nt
Organism: Arabidopsis arenosa
Lineage: Eukaryota; Viridiplantae; Streptophyta; Magnoliopsida; Brassicales; Brassicaceae
Source: the annotation of a GenBank genome assembly